This is a messenger RNA of Saccostrea echinata, 1293 nucleotides long. Its product is annotated as monocarboxylate transporter 13-like. Gene Ontology annotation, biological process: transmembrane transport; monocarboxylic acid transport. The record is from RefSeq and is a predicted model, not a curated record. Lineage: Eukaryota; Metazoa; Mollusca; Bivalvia; Ostreida; Ostreidae. The coding region runs from base 87 to 1268 and encodes 393 amino acids. Gene Ontology annotation, molecular function: monocarboxylic acid transmembrane transporter activity. The transcript has 6 exons.
UUUUGGACAGGGAUGGCUAUGAUAAAUCAUACAGACGUUAUGUGGUCUUUGUCUGUUCGUUGUUCCUGCAGUUUUUUGUUAUCGGAAUGCCCUCGUCCAUGUUGGGAAUCAUGUACGUUGACAUCAUGAGAGAGUUCCGAGCAGAAGCUUCGGAAACAGCUCUGAUGUUAUCGUUAUACCGGGGACUCUCUUUUGGAGGAUGUAUGGUAGGAAACUUGAUAAUGCGCUAUGUAGGCGAGUUUCCCUGUAUGAUGGUCGGGUCUUUCAUAGGAAGUGUCAGUUUCAUUGUAGCAGUUUUUGCGCAGAAUGUAACUACGGUUGUCCUGCUUGUGGGUGUUGGGGCAGGCUGCGGUUUUAUGUUCCCACUAUUGCUAGCCUACAGCAAUAUCGGAAGAGCUUUCUCUGGAAAAGCUGCAACCCAAUUCCUCACAUUAACAGCAAUAGGCGGAGGUAUAGGACUCAUCAUUACUCCUUACAUAACAGAGUUUCUCCUCAGAGAAUAUGAAUGGCGAGGAACCUGUCUUAUUUCUGGAGGACUAUUCCUAAACCUAUUGGUGAUCGGUGUCCUGGUACAACUUAAUCUUCCGGAUAGUCCAGAGAAUUCCAAGGUUUUUAAUUGGGAAGACCAAAAAGCCAUUUUUAAAAGCAGAGCAUAUUCACUGAUGCUGUUCAGUAUGGUGUUAUUUGGGUUAUUUGGUUUCAUUGAACCCUGGUUCCUACCUGAUUUCCUUGUAUCCAAUGGUUACAACCAAAAAGACGCUGCUUUCUUAAUGACAGUCAUUGGAACCUGCAAUCUAAUUGGACGGAUUUUGGCAGGUGUAUUAGAACCUCUUCUAAGUCGAACAAAGUUGAUGUACCACUGGAUCUAUAUCUUCACGUUAAUGGGACUCAGCCAUGCCAUAUUUCCCUACUUCAUCCAUGUUAACCCUGCCCUGAUCUUGGCAUCUGUGAUCUACGGAAUCACUUUUGGAAUGGUGGUAUCCCAGAGUGCUCCAGUGAUUUUACAGUCCCUCUCAUCAGACCUGUAUCCAACAGGACUGGCUACAGAAUUAACUAUUUAUGGAGGUUGUACUGUUCUCGGCGGAUAUGUCGGUGGACUGAUUCGUGACGUCACAGGCGGAUAUACCGGUGUUUUCUACAUUGCCUCUCUGUCCGCCAUUGUUGUUGCCUUCAGUUGUGGAAUAUUGCUGUCUGUGGAAAAACUGUAUAAACGGAAAACCAAACCCUGCGUUCACAUCCCCUCUAUAUCAACUAUAACACACCUUUAAUUGAUAAGUAACUCUUUUGGAAAUA